AUGGAGGUCACAUCUCUCUGCAUCAGACUGUUGUUGAAUGUGUUGCUGCUGCUGGCUGCACAUGGUCACCACAGUUAUGCUGAGAAAGGCGUAUUGAAAAGUGUUUUUUUAUUUAUUUAUUUUCUAUUGUUCUUCACUGUCUCAGAUGCAGCUUUUCUUUCAAUCAUUCCCACCAGACUGCAGUUCUUUGAAUAUGAGUCGUUCUCUUUUACCUGUGAGGGGUUUACCGGCUCAGCUAAAUGGAGAGGGGUGAGGAACAUCAAGGGAUACAUCCCAACGUGUUCUAAUAGCACAGUGACCUCAACGGUGACCUGCACCAUUUCCAGUGCCUUUGAAACAGACAGCGGAGAAUACUGGUGUGAAGCUGAAGGAGGAGAGAGAAGCAACACUGUCAACAUCACUGUCACUGCUGGUUCAGUGAUCCUGGAGAGUCCUGCUCUUCCUGUGAUGGAGGGAGACGCUGUGACUCUGCGCUGCAGGAACAAUACGUCGUCCACCAACCUUCCAGCUGUCUUCUCUAAAGAUGGCCUCUUCAUUGGGAGCAGCUCUGCGGGUACCAUAACCAUCCACAGUGUCUACAAGUCUCAUGAAGGACUCUACAAGUGUAACAUCUCUGGAGUUGGAGAAUCAGCAGAAAGUACAGACAGCACACAGUCUAUACAGGGUAGUUUUUAUUCAAACUUGAGUGUCUACAAUAUAAUAUCUGUGACUGUGUGUUUACAUUUAACCAUGAAAAAGCCUCUGCAGAAUAACCACAGCAUAUCUACACCUGUUUGAAUUAAACGUAUGGCCUUUUUGUAAGC
Messenger RNA from Sander lucioperca (pikeperch), 803 nucleotides. Its product is annotated as low affinity immunoglobulin gamma Fc region receptor II-like. Gene Ontology annotation, biological process: cell surface receptor signaling pathway. Gene Ontology annotation, molecular function: transmembrane signaling receptor activity. Lineage: Eukaryota; Metazoa; Chordata; Actinopteri; Perciformes; Percidae. The transcript has 4 exons. The record is from RefSeq and is a predicted model, not a curated record. The coding region runs from base 1 to 777 and encodes 258 amino acids.